AGUGGAACAAAAAAUUAUAUGAAUCUGCCGAUGACCUCCUCAAACUAAUCACUUGCUUGCGACAAUACAUCAGAAUUCGUUGACGCACAAUGGCACCUCUUCUCCGCGUUAUCGGUUCGCUCAACGCGGACAUGGUCUCAGUAACUCCCCGCUUCCCUGAAGCAGGCGAGACGAUAACAGCAACUUCAUUCACGACGAGCGCAGGAGGGAAAGGCGCCAAUCAAGCCGUAGCCUGUGGCCGAUUAUCCCGAUCGAGACCUACCGAAACGCAAUCGUCGACUUCAAACAAUCCAGUCAAUGUUGAGAUGGUCGGCGCUGUCGGUAGUCGUGACGGACAUUUUCAAUCUCUCCUAGGACCGACGCUAGAAAAGUCUGGGUUGGAUACAUCGAGGAUUAGGACGGUGGAUGAUUACACUGGUGUGGCGGUGAUUAUUGUGGAUUCGUCAGCUGGUGGAGAGAACCGCAUAUUGUUCUCACCUGGAGCCAAUUAUUCAGGCAUGCAAGCGAUUCCAGAUGUUCUCAACAUGGGUCUAGCACCUCCAGUCCCCGACAUCAUAAUCAUGCAGGGAGAAAUACCCACCGAGACCACAAUAGGCAUUCUACGAGAGAUAGCGAAAUACAAGAAAAGUCAAAGGGACAAUGGACGAAAAGGAAUUGAUGCAGGACCAGAAGUCAUGCUCAACCCAGCGCCAGCACCACCAGGAGGCUUGCCGGAGGAUGUAUAUGGGGCCAUUGAUCAUUUGAUCAUGAACGAAACAGAGGCUGAGCUAAUGGCACCUAAAACCGAGGAACUACUACGUGUCGUCCCCAAUGCCAAGGGAGCAAGUCUCCGAGAACAGGCAGCCCAGUAUUUCCACAAAUUGGGGGUGACAUACGUGGUCAUCACACUUGGGGCGAAGGGUGUCUGGUACAGUUCUUGCGACGCCGGCACAGCAAUUGCUGCCGACAAUCACACACGAUUCACAAAUGAGAUUUCAGCCGCCAAAGUGUCCCGCGUUCUGGAUACCACGGCAGCAGGCGAUACGUUCAUUGGCGGCUACGCAACACAUAUAGCUCGGUGGCGAGAACAGCGACGUGCACGGGGCAAAUCGAGUCAUGAGCUUGAGCAGAAUGAGAAGACAGAGCGGUAUCAAGUCGUGAUGGAUGAAGCUAUGAAACGCGCCGGACGGGCAUCGGCGCGGUGUGUGGAAAAGCAGGGCGCAAUGAACAGCAUUCCAUGGGAGGACGAGAUCUAG
Messenger RNA from Talaromyces stipitatus ATCC 10500, 1235 nucleotides. Its product is annotated as ribokinase. Gene Ontology annotation, biological process: D-ribose metabolic process. The record is from RefSeq and is a predicted model, not a curated record. Gene Ontology annotation, molecular function: ribokinase activity. Lineage: Eukaryota; Fungi; Ascomycota; Eurotiomycetes; Eurotiales; Trichocomaceae. The transcript has a single exon. Bases 90 to 1235 code for a protein of 381 amino acids.